Molecule: messenger RNA, 826 nt
Organism: Wasmannia auropunctata (little fire ant)
Lineage: Eukaryota; Metazoa; Arthropoda; Insecta; Hymenoptera; Formicidae
Gene: mRpS18B
Product: 28S ribosomal protein S18b, mitochondrial
Exons: 6
Coding region: 164-748 (194 amino acids)
Biological process (GO): mitochondrial translation
Cellular component (GO): ribosome; mitochondrion
Molecular function (GO): structural constituent of ribosome
Source: RefSeq, a predicted model, not a curated record
CCUUCUUUUUCGCAUUAAUUACGUUUGUUUUACGAUUAAAAAUUAUUUAAUAAUGCUGUAUUAAUAACAAUAUGCUCAAUACAUUUGAUUUACGGCGCAAUCAUUUGCAAUUUUGCAAAUAUUGCGAGAUUUGCUAUCGUAAAUUCGAGUUAUAUUCGCGAGCAUGUCGAUUCUGAACACGUUACAUCGAGCAGGAACAUUGGCGCUAGCGAGUUUAACUCAUAAAUUUAAUCCAGCGAGAGCUAUCACGUUUUCGCUCACGCGUUGUUCCGAGGAAGGAAAUGCAACUGAAGGUGAUAGUGCAGCUGCAGAGACAGCUCCCAAGGUUGCGCGUGUACCAAUUAUACCAGUAGAGACUAGUAUCGAGUACAUGAAUAGCGAUGCUUACAAGCAGGCUUAUGGGGAUCAUCCGGUAUGGAAGCACUAUAGGAGAAAUUUUAAAGGGAGCAUUCCACCUAGGAAAACUCGAAGAACUUGUAUAAGAAGUGGUCAAAUUUCCACUGGAAAUCCAUGUCCCAUAUGUAGAGACGAAUAUCUCGUAUUUGAUCAUAGAAACGUCAAGCUGCUUGAGCAAUUCAUCGACAAACAUAACGGGAAUGUCCUGAGUUACUCGAAAACAAAUAUCUGUCAAAAGAGACACAAAGAACUUGUAAUUGCGUUAAUGAGGGCCAAGGAUUACGGGACAAUCACGUACGACGUUCCUAUAAGGCAGUACGAUUAUUCAGAGUGGAAACCGUCAAACAAUUAAUCUUUAAUUGCUUAUAUCGUCGUACUGCGUGAAACGGCUGUAUACCCCUUCAUUAAAUAUGGAUGAAUUCAAGGAAAA